Messenger RNA from Lizanozyma spartinae, 861 nucleotides. It is a transcript of the gene MED6, whose product is annotated as mediator of RNA polymerase II transcription subunit 6. Lineage: Eukaryota; Fungi; Ascomycota; Pichiomycetes; Serinales; Debaryomycetaceae. The transcript has a single exon. Bases 1 to 861 code for a protein of 286 amino acids. Gene Ontology annotation, molecular function: transcription coactivator activity. The record is from RefSeq and is a predicted model, not a curated record. Gene Ontology annotation, biological process: regulation of transcription by RNA polymerase II. Gene Ontology annotation, cellular component: mediator complex; core mediator complex.
AUGGCUACACCACUCGAUGAGAUACAAUGGAAGUCACCCGAAUGGAUCCAACAUUUCGGUCUCUACACCGCCAACGUUUUGGACUAUUUCGCUGCACUGCCCUUCUACGAUAGAACCUCCAAUAACCAAGUAGUACGAAUGCAGUUCCAGUUCACACCCCCACCUCAAGGCACAAACCCGGCUUAUUUCCUUCAGGAAAAGCUUCAGGAUAUGGUAGGAGUGGAGUUCAUAAUAUUAUACGUCCGAGAACCAGAUUUCUGGAUCAUUCGAAAACAGAAACGGUUGGAUAGACAAUCUGUUAUACCUCUCAAUGAUUAUUAUAUAGUGGGGGCAAACGUAUAUCAGGCACCUCGGAUCUAUGAUGUAUUAUCUAGUCGUUUGUUGGUGCUGACACUAAGUAUAAAGAAUUCCGUGAGUCUAUUGAAUACUUUGAAUGAGUUCCAGAUUGGUGAUGUCUCCGCCAGUUCAGGUUCAGGUUCAGGUUCAGGUUCUGGGCCCAGUGGAAGUUCAGCGCCCGGUGGAGGUUCCGGUUCAGGGGCUGGUUCAAAUUCCGGCUCAAAUUCCGGUUCAGGUGUUGCUGCCGGUAAUGGUGGUGGUACCGGCUUACUUACUGGACCUGCUACCGGGACUACUGGAUCUCCAGGCACACUUUUAAACCCAGGAACCGUAGGUGGAGGUAUAAGAGAUGGUCUACAACUGACUCCAAUGACAGUAGUCAAUCCUCUGACUUCAAUGCAGAACAAUGCUAACGGUAUGACGGGGGAAUCUACUCGAAUUAUCAGUUCCCAAGUUUAUGAUUCACUUUUGAAUGCCGUGGUGGCACUGGCUGGGCCAGUCUAUUUGGAUGAGGAUACAGUUUAA